UCGAAGAGCAUUGUGGGUAAAUGGCGGUGAUAGUUAUUGUUUGAAACGUGCAUGCGGAUUUUUUAAAGAAAAUUGACAGUAUAAACAAAUUUCUAGAUCAUAUAAAUGACAGAAGUUUUAAGACUUUGUAGUUUACAUUUCUUAUUCACAGGAAGUCAGCGUUAUAAAAGUGUCUUCCAUUUGAUAGCUGCGAGUUUUUAGACCGGCUGAACUCAUGGUCAUUAAAAAUGGUUCUGCGGCCAAAAUUCCAUGUGGUUGAGGUACAUGGUGAUGUCAGAUAUGCAGGUUCAAGUAUUGGAUCCAUUCGAUGGAGACAGGGAUAUUUGAAGAUAGUUUGGAACAAAGAAGAACUUGUAUGGUGGUGUCAUUUAUAUUUUGAAGCUAAAAACAGAAUUCCUGCUUUUCAGCAUAAGUUAACACAGAAGAAUUUACAGAAUGUGCCAAAGAGUUCAGACAAUGCUGAGAAGAAUGGAUUUAUACAUGUUAUUUUCAAAAAUCAUUCAAAUAUUUGGAUAAGACGCAAUAACAACACAUACAGCAACAGCUUUUAUGUGUUAGCUAACCUGUUGCGAGAGAUAAAAGAUGGAUAUUUUUCAGAUUCUUCACCAAGUGAUAAAAGAAGUGAUCAGGAAACUAAAUCUCACAACAAUAACAACAGUAAUGACACUAGAUGGAAUGAUACCCAACAAAAAUCUUUCUACAGUCAGCAUUCUUCAAGAAGUAGUGCAUCUAGAUGGAAUGAAAUGCUUCACCAUCAGAAUAGAAAUUUUGAGAGAUCAGCUCCACUUAAAACUUAUAGUCGAAGUAAUUGGUCAAGUCAUUUUAGAAAUAGAUGUCAUGCAGAAAAUGAUUUGAGGUAUAAUUCAACAUAUCGUCAGAAACAACUAUCAAAGCAUUUGCAAAAUGGAGACAAGCAAGCUCAGACCAACUCUGUUUCUUACAGUAUUAAUAAAGGAGGUGAUUACAGGAAUGAGCAAAGAAUUAAAUCAGAUCAGCAACAAGUUAGCAUAACUAGAUUAUCAAGAGAAGAUUCAUAUGCAAGUAAUCAUCAAAAAGAAAAUACUGGUGUUGAAAUAAGUAGAUCGCCUUUAAAAUCCAUUUCUAGUAAUCAUUGUUCAAGUGUCGGCACACCAAAACGUCCACUACUAAAUUUUUCGGUGGCUUCAAAACGGUUAAAACGAUCAACAUCACCAUUCAAAGAUGAAGAAAUUGAUUUACCAUCACCAGAAAUCUGUGAUAAAUCACCAAAAUUACAAGGAUUUGAGAAUUUAGGUAAUUCAUGUUACAUGAAUUCAAUUCUUCAAGCAUUAUUCUCUCUCAACUGUUUUACUGAAAGUAUGUUGAGGUUAAAUGACUUGAUAGGAGAUAAAUUGUCAGAAACAAGUCUAUUUAGGUGUAUUACAUCGCUAUUAUUAGCGAAAAUGAAAGGUGAUUAUAGUCAAUCACAAAGUUUAUUGGAACAUAUUAAAGAUGCUGUCUGUGUUGUUGCUCCUAAUUUUAAAGGCAAUUAUCAGCAUGAUGCACAUGAAUUUCUUGGACAAGUAUUAGAUCAAAUGAAAGAAGAAGUCUACUCAAUAUGUGAAGAAUUAAACAUUGUGAAUCCGGUGGAAGAAAAUUUUGAGUUUAAAUUAUUAAAUUCUUAUCUUUGUCAAGGAUGUUUUGAAAUGGUUACAAAGAAACAGCCAACUAAUAUGCUUUCAUUAGAUGUGCCUAAAUUGCAAAAUGCAGAUGUCAAUGGUAGCCUACAAGAUUCAUUAGAUAUAUAUUUUUUGCCUCAGAAUUUGGAAUUCAAAUGUGAAAAGUGCCAGCACAUGGAUUCACGCUGUGUAGAAACAUUUGCAACAUUACCAAGGAUAUUAAUCCUUCAUUUGAAACGCUACAGUUAUGUACAGCAAUCUGUAAAAGUUGCUCAACCAGUCACCAUUCCUACAUACUUGAGUUUAUAUGACCACACUAAUGAAAACACAUUAUCAGUCCGUCCUCUAUGCAAUUUCCAUCGCAAUGAAAAUAAUUUGGAAGUAUCAAUUAAGUCCGAGAAGGAAUUUUAUGCAGACAGUAUUCUGAAACAGUCGGGGAAUGCUCAGUUAUUAUUGAAUGAUUCAAAUUCAAAUAAAUCCAAUGCCCACAAGGAGGUGGAAUUAUCAGUUAACAUUUCCACAGUAAUUGCUGACAAUGUAGAGAACAUUUCCCUAAGUGAAAAUUCAUUUUAUGGAGAUGUUAGAAGAAUGACAACCUCUAGAGUUCAACAGGUUGGUUUGUGUGGAGGUCGAGAAGAUGAGGCCAAUAUUCCGUCUAUAGGAGAAGAAGAAAAAGAAAAUCAUUUGCCCAAUGGUCAUUUGCAUGAUUCUUCCAAAGCAAUUACUUUAUAUUCUGAAGUAGAGCCAGAUUUUGAAGGAAAAGAUAUGCAAAAUGCAGUAAAGCAAAGUUUACAAGAAGCUGAAAGUCAAGAAGAAUUGGAAUUACAAAGAGCAUUACAAAAUAGCAUAGAAGAGGUUUCAGAAUGGAGUUCUGAAGAAAAUCAUAAUUCUGAAGAUAGUGGCGAAUUCUGGAUACACAGAAAUGAGGAAGAAAAGAAAAUGAUAGAAGAAAAUUUUGAAAGUGGCCAUUUACCACAUUCAUAUCAAUUAGUUAGUAUCGUUAGUCACAUUGGACAGACAGCACACAGUGGACAUUAUCUCUGCGAUGCCUACGAUAAUGCAAAAGACUGUUGGUGGCAUUUUAAUGAUGAUGUAGUACAAAAAAAGACAAAAUAUGAAGUUUUUCAACAGAGAGAAACUACGGGUUAUCUUUUUUUCUAUGUUGCAAAAGAAAUAUUGCAACGUAAUUGUUCACGAAAAGAAAAAUCUGCGGACCAUGGGUGUUAGCUUCCAUUUUUCUUCAUUGGCAUACUCAUCGUGCACUUCAUCAUGCUGAACAGUUUUUGUAGGAAAUUGUUUAUAUAAAAGAAAAAAAAAACCCAAAAAAAUCCACCAUGUCAAUUUUUAACAUAUGUGAGAACUUUCUUCAUACUUUGUAAUAAACUGUCUUUGGUUUCUACGUCUAAUUUUUAUCCGAAUUGUUUCGUCCGUCGAUAAGUGACGGAAAAAGACGACUUGGAAGAAAGAACAAGAACUGAUUUCGACGUAAAGUGACAUUUACGCAAUGUAUAUUUGUUAUUGUUUAUGACUGAAAUUUAAUAUGCAACUUUUGUUUUCUAUACUUUUCAUCGUGAAAGGAUUAUCAUUAAAUGUACAUAGUUAAAACUUUUUUGUCUGCAUCAUUAAUUAAUUUGAAGACCUUUUAUUUUACUCGUCUGUGCCAUUGUCAAUUGUUUAGAGAAUCCAUUUGGAACGGGUUUUGUCAUCCAACGUGCAAGUAAGUCCUGCAGAUAUUUCAAACUCUUGGCCAAUUGUUUACCUCCCAUCUUUAAAAUUAAGAUUUUUACAUUGGCUAACCGACUACAAACUUUUUUAUUUAAUCGAAAAAUCGAAUUUGUGCAAAAAUGACCAAAGACAAGGAAAAACCGUUUUUGUUAAGUUAAAUCUCUUGUACAGACGAUGCAGAUCAAAGCUGUAAAUAACAGGCGAAUAUUUUUAUGCAGACAAUAUUCAUUAUUUAAAUUACAAAUAAGUGUAGUGGGAUCCCAACAUUAUUUCUUUUUGAUGACUAGACUCGAAAUUAAGUAAUACAGAACUUAAUAUUCUUAAUCUUUUCUUGAAACCUUUUUUUUCGCGAAUUAUGACGAGUGUGCGAGAUACCACGUAUUCCAGAUGUAAUCAUUUCUUUUCGGCAAUGGUCAAGUCGAACUUUUUCAAAGUAUUGAAAAUCGUUCUUUGAUGUAAAAUUCUUGCUUCAAAUUAAUCUUGAAAUAAAAUAUAUAAA
Molecule: messenger RNA, 3861 nt
Organism: Centruroides sculpturatus (bark scorpion)
Lineage: Eukaryota; Metazoa; Arthropoda; Arachnida; Scorpiones; Buthidae
Product: ubiquitin carboxyl-terminal hydrolase 37-like
Exons: 21
Coding region: 228-2864 (878 amino acids)
Biological process (GO): protein deubiquitination; G1/S transition of mitotic cell cycle
Cellular component (GO): nucleus; cytosol
Molecular function (GO): cysteine-type deubiquitinase activity; cysteine-type endopeptidase activity
Source: RefSeq, a predicted model, not a curated record